Messenger RNA from Coprinopsis cinerea okayama7#130, 261 nucleotides. RefSeq lists its product as hypothetical. The transcript has 2 exons. Bases 1 to 261 code for a protein of 86 amino acids. The record is from RefSeq and is a predicted model, not a curated record. Lineage: Eukaryota; Fungi; Basidiomycota; Agaricomycetes; Agaricales; Psathyrellaceae.
AUGUCCCUUUCACACCAACAAUUCGUAAAAUUGGCCAUGUAUUCGAGGAAGAACCUGGUUGGAACCUGGCAGGUGGGAACCCCACGGAGUUUUCCGACACGCCAUCAAUUGGAUUCUUGCGACAUCGCUCGCGCAAAGACUAAUGCAAACGGCUGUAACGCCGACGAAGGCCUGAACCUAGCGAACCUUGAGGAUGUCAAAUUGGGGCCAUCCUCUUUCCGCUCCCAGGGAAUUAGGUGCCAUUUCUAUGACACGGAUUGA